This is a messenger RNA of Cladophialophora immunda, 4002 nucleotides long. RefSeq lists its product as uncharacterized. The transcript is spliced from 2 exons. Lineage: Eukaryota; Fungi; Ascomycota; Eurotiomycetes; Chaetothyriales; Herpotrichiellaceae. The record is from RefSeq and is a predicted model, not a curated record. Bases 2657 to 3892 code for a protein of 411 amino acids.
GAAGCAUCAAGCAAAGAGAUAUAUACGACAAAUGACAAAGCCACUAACCCCGUGAUUGACGCCACCAUGUAGACCUGUUCAGAAUCGGCAUACACCCAUCACAAUGUGUGCCAUUGGUCCAGAUCAUCGUUGCUUGUGGUUGAUUGACGAUGAGAUCCGCUGCUCCAGUCGACCUUGACCUGAUCAUCUUCACUAUUCACCAGCCUGCCUCCGCUAAUCAGGCGGAACUUCAAAUCGGCAUGCCCAGGGAUGAGCUUGACACGGAAAUGGGCAAGCUCGUAGCGCUCCCCAAAGUUCCACCAGUGCUUGUUUCGCACGAGCCGUUCGACCAGAUGGAGAUUGACUGACACGGUGCAGAGCGUCCUGACAUGGUCUCUCUCAGCCAUGCUCUUGGGGAGGGCGUCUGCAGGUCGUGUGGACACCACAAACUGCGCCUUCCAUGGUUUCCGGUACUGUGCAGGACUCAACUUGGCCUUGAAUAUCUUCUCGAUGCCGUUGUCGGUGAUUUUAUCGCCCUUUGCUCAAGUCAGUCACUCGAGUCUACCUUUCCAGCGAUGCGGACUCCGAGAAACUUACCUUCCGGAUCAACCAUUCAAUCUGGUCAACCGCCCAUUUCUUUCCGUCCCUCUUAUCUCGAACUACUCUCUGGCCGAAAUGUCUCUGUUGGCUGUAUUUUUGAUUGACAACAACACCAUAGCUGACAGGUGCGCAGCGCUGCACAAUUGGCGUACAAUCUUGUCCUAUUUCUUGGGCACGGUAACUGACGAGUCCCUGGACUACGGCAAGCUGCCUAUGAAUGAUGAUUAGCCCCUGGUUCAAGGCAGCACAGCGAUCCACUACUCACAGGUUCUCCGCGAGAAGCAUUCGCAGGCCGCGCACGUUUGGUAUUUCGGCUCCUGCUCCAGAUUCGAAAUGCGUUUUGAUUCGGCUCUGAAUGUAUUCCGAGGCAGAAAGGCCUCCAGACAUGAUCAGAUAUGAGACUUGCUCGCCAGGGCGCGUUCUUUUCAGGGAUUUCAACUGUUCUUCAAUCAGUUCAAUUAAGCCAUCAACCUGUUCGUCGAAAAGAUGCUGGAUGGUGUCCUGAUCGAUCUCCAUAUGGGAGUCUCUAAUCCCUGCCUGCGGGUAAUCCAACCCUGUAGGGAGCCCAGUCACUGGCAGGUACAACUUUGGAGCAGUCAUGCCAGGGCUUCCAAAACUGCACUUGAAUCUCUCGAAUCUGCCUAGCAUCAUUUUCUCGGCAGUCUCGGCAGGUUGCAAAAUAUCACGAACCUGGUCCAACCGUUUGGCAAGGUGCUGCUGUACUUUUAUAUCGAUGAGGGCGGAGCCGACCUCCCGUCCUUUUGGAAUUGAGUUAGCGAAAUAACGGGUACGCGAUUCCUGGACCGACCUUCGACCUGAAGCAACUGUUCCAACUUGAGCGCCUCUCCUAUCUCAGACUUUACUUUCAUAAUAUUGACAUCCUUUCAAACAUUAGCCAGGCGACCAUCCGGUUACGGGAGUGGCCUACAUACCGUCGUACCUCCACCUGCAUCGCACACCAAGAUCACGUCGUCGCGCUCGAUGACGCUCAGCAUCAACAUAAGCCAUGCAGGUAGAUGGGACCAACCUUCAACAUUUGCUUCGCGACACAGACGGCGGCUGCCUCGGCCUCGGUCAAAGUCACCACCGAAGAAUGGUACUGGCCGUCCCUUCCGAAUCCAGCGAGCUUCAGGAUCGCUAAGAGCUCACGGACCAUUCCAGCAUGCUUCCAAGUCGUCGGAACGCUAAAGUUCCAUUCGACUCGCAUUGUCGCCCAUUGAGGAUAUCGACUUUGGAAGUAUCGGGCAAUAUGGUCAUGCACACAUCUCAUGUAGUCCAGGUAAAACCGUCUUGCGUCUUGAUGGGAGAGAUGUUUCCAUUCUCCAUAUUCAGGGUCGAGGUGGAGCUUGAAAUACUCUUUGAUGUCGGUCGCCCGAUCGGCGACGUCGACAAAGAAACCCCAAGACUUUAUGUUUGCUGUACCAUGGUUAUAUGCCAGUCGCGAUGGCGCCUUGUUGAACAGUUCAGCUGCAAUGGUCGUCCAACUUUGAAAAGUUACGGGAUUUGUCCAUGGUGCCGUGCAGUAUGCCACACCUACAUCCAGUCAGCAGUGCUCAUAUUGGCCGUGUUCAAAAUACCUGUCUGGGACAUGCCAAAGUCAACACCGAUGACGAGCUCGGGUUGCUGAGAACUGGCCAUGUUUGAUUCCUGGACCUUCUUGCAAGGUAGGAGAGCUCUCGAGGGGCAUAGGCUGACCUCUUCAGGAAUCACGAUUGCCCAACUACCCUCUCUCAGGCUGAGAAGGCAUAACCACCCCAUCGCUGAGGCAGUGUGCGCCCCCAUACGACCUUAAAAGCAGCAAGUAAAUGGUACCAUCCUUUCCUGCACGACGGAGGGGUCCAAUAUGCACGCCAGCGAGACAAGUUCGUGAUGGUCUUGUUUUGGCUAAGGCUUGCGCGAAUUGUUGCUGUGCAGGGUGGCAGUGAACCCACCCACCUCGUAUUCACGAGUCCCAGCCUCACCGUGCUCGGUGAAAAGGAAUGACCUUCACGAAGAAGCAUUCUUCAAAUGAAAUAAACGAUCGAUCAUUCUCUUCUACGGCAUUCAGGGUAGCAGACACGUUUCGAAGACACCAAGCAUGUCAACCACCGAUUCUUCCCUCGUCGGUGACACUGGCGGUCCCGGUCCUACAGGGUCGCCAAAUACCAAUCCAGCCUUACAAAAUCCCACCCCAAGUAAUUCAACAACUCCCUCAUCGUCUACCUCCCUAAGCGUCUCAUCAACCAGUCCACCAAGCAAUACAUCAACCAAUUUCUUGACGAGUUCGACUCCAAGUGCUUCGGCUUCACCCUCGGCCGCCGUGACAGACAAUCCACAAACAACCCCACCGACGGGUUCGAAUCACCUCUCUGCCGGAGGAAUAGCUGGAGUCGCCAUUGGAUGCGCCGCUCUCGGUGCUCUUCUCGCCUUCUUAUUCAUGGUGCUUCUACGUCGAAGCCAGACGAAAUCCUCGUCCAGGCAUCGCCAAGCACAUUCUCGUCUCUCAAACAAAUCUCUUAGAAGUGACAAGGACCCGGACAAGUCUCUCGCUCGCCCCAGCGUUGCCGCCAUUGCUGUCCAGCCCAACGUCAACAUCGACGCCUUCCUCCCUCAGCAGGCAGAUGAUGCCACCGUCAAGCAGAGGGUUUUGCUUCUGUUUGAUCAGAUCGAACUUCACGUCGACAAUUAUUACAGCGACCAGCCCCUACAAUUGACGCCCGAGCAACAGAGCGAGCUCUCGAGAUUCGGGACUCCAGAGCUGCCUAUGCCCUUGGGUAUUCUCCUCAACACAUCCCAGCGUAAAGUCACAAUCAUCAAGCACUGCCUCGCAUUUCAUGUCGUCCAGCUUGUCUCCCCUUCGCAUGGCUCAGACUGCCUAUUGCCCUACGAGGUCUCUAACGUGCUGGUUCUCUCCACUCCAAAAUCCGGUGAUCGUAACUUCCAUCUGGCUCUGUCUCGCUGGCGUAUGCUCACUGCAUACCUCCGCCCGGACUUGUUCGACGGCAAGGAGUCCGACUCUACUGCACAAGACGCCCAUCUGUACAACCUCGCGAAGACAUUCUCCGAUCGCUUCGCUGCGUUCAGUCAACCGCAGAAUGCGGAGCAAAAGGUCAAGCAUCUCGCCGAGGUGCUGCGGACCGCAGUGAAGGUUGCACUUUGGUUGUACUCACAGCCCGCCACGUUCAAGUUCGACUGGGGCCCGGCGUCGGAUGCCUCGCGGCGAUCAACACCGACUGUUGCCACUGUGCCCUCACUUUUGAAGACGCACGAUGGUAUGGGAGGAGAGAUUCAACCACCACAAACCAUUCAACCACUUGUCAAGAGGCGCGUGUGAAGUAAUCUCUGCUUUAUUGAAACAUGAUUGGAAAGCCUAUUCAACGCGGUAAUAACAGUCCCUGACUCGUUUUCAUAUACACAAAACUAUCAAAUCAACUUCUCCAUUUU